This is a messenger RNA of Podospora anserina S mat+, 300 nucleotides long. RefSeq lists its product as uncharacterized. The transcript is spliced from 3 exons. The record is from RefSeq and is a predicted model, not a curated record. The coding region runs from base 1 to 300 and encodes 99 amino acids. NCBI's taxonomy places the organism in Eukaryota, Fungi, Ascomycota, Sordariomycetes, Sordariales, Podosporaceae.
AUGCAUUGUACAGUUGUCAGUGGACCCUCUUUACGCGUUCGCGUGCAUCGUUUUCGGUGGAGCUGUUCAUUCCUUUCCAGAAUUUCCCAAGGAGGGGCAAAGCACAAUUGGAAGCUUGUGCGGGGCAGGGAACACCGUUGCGCUGAAACCAAGCCGGCGAGUCAGCCCCCCGUUUGGUGCCAUGUGCCUUGCAUCUUGUGCCUGGCGCGUUGCCGUGUUUGGCUUUCUGGAGGAAGCCAUCACGUGCACACAAUGAGGAGAAAUCACCAGCCCAAGCUCCGGAAUACCGCAUUAAAAUAA